Molecule: messenger RNA, 991 nt
Organism: Bradysia coprophila
Lineage: Eukaryota; Metazoa; Arthropoda; Insecta; Diptera; Sciaridae
Product: homeobox protein 4-like
Source: RefSeq, a predicted model, not a curated record
GCAAAUAUUUGACCGUUCGUUGAUGCCGGAUCGCCCCAUAAGCGAACAGGAUUUGAUACGUAUGUCAACUGCGCCGCAAUUGGGUCAAGAUGCUACUGCAACGCCAGUACAGACAACUAAUGACUUAACUCGCAGACCGGAACAUCGAGACAGUCAGAUACAAUUGUCACAUGUAAAUGGGAUACGUCCUACACAACAUCGUGCCAAUGCGACGAAUUCUUCAACGUCUGCAAACAAAUCGUCAUCGUCUACAAUAACGAAGAAUGAAACGGUGGAUCGAAUUUCCGUUCAACCAUCGGACACGCCGCACAAUUUUGUACCGAAUUUUCAGUUUUUUAAUGGUGGGUCCAACUCUUCCGAUAACUCGCAGUCCAAUACCGGCGAACUUCCGAAUUUGUCGAUUUUGAAUGUUGCCAAUGGUACAAACGGUCAACGGGAAUGCGUUAGCAGAAAUGUUCCGCAUAUCUCACAAAUCACGAAUCAAUCGCAGUCGACGUCCAUCAGUGUGAUAUCAACUGACGAAGAAGAAAAUUCUACCGGAAAUGUUCCGCAUUUGUCACAAUUAAUGAAUCAGUCGCAGUCGUUAGAUAAUUGGGGGGAGGAACAAAAUUCAACCGAUCACCAUGAGUCGCCAAACGCAAAUAUUCCACAUUUUUCACAAUUACUUAGUCAGUCGCAUCCAACAUCUGAUAAUUUAACGUCAGAACAGAAUUCCAACGAUACACAAGAAUGUUUUGAUGGAAAUGUUCCACAUUUGUCACAAUUACUGAGUCAGUCGCAUCCAACUUCCGAUAAUAUACCGCAGGAACAGAAUUCAACCGAUGAAGGAGAAUCUUUUGAAGCGAAUGUGCCACAUUUGUCACAAUUAGUAAAUCAGUCAACUGAUGGAUCGGGAGCAUGAAUAUAUCUAGUUUUUAAUGACCAUCGAGAUCAAAUAACUGACAAACUUAAAAUAGAAAUAUUUCACAUUAAAAGUAAGCGUUUGAAGGAA